Messenger RNA from Callorhinus ursinus (northern fur seal), 2276 nucleotides. NCBI's taxonomy places the organism in Eukaryota, Metazoa, Chordata, Mammalia, Carnivora, Otariidae. The record is from RefSeq and is a predicted model, not a curated record.
UUGGAAGGGGCUUUCUGUUUUGUGUUGUGGAGCCUGCGGCUGAUCUGUAUAGAUGACAGAGAAACGCAUUUCACCGGGCUUACUACUGUCCUUGAGACUUCUCAAUGAAGUGGAGCUGCUUCAGUGCAAAAGCCGUGGCGAGGAGGGCGCCACCUUGUGACAACCUUCGGGAAGGAGCAGAGCAGAAGGUAGUAUUCAUCACGGGACGAGUCCACCCAGGGGAAACACCCUCUUCAUUUGUGUGCCAAGGGAUCAUUGACUUCCUCGUAAGCCAGCACCCUAUUGCCCGUGUCCUACGGGAACACCUGGUCUUCAAGAUUGCACCAAUGCUCAACCCUGAUGGAGUCUACCUGGGCAAUUACAGGUGCUCUCUGAUGGGGUUUGACCUGAACCGUCACUGGCUGGAUCCCUCUCCGUGGGCCCACCCUACCCUGCACGGAGUGAAACAGCUCAUCAUCCAGAUGUACAAUGACCCAAAAACAAGCCUGGAGUUUUAUAUUGACAUCCACGCCCACUCCACCAUGAUGAAUGGCUUCAUGUACGGCAACAUCUUUGAAGAUGAGGAACGAUUCCAGAGGCAGGCCAUUUUCCCCAAGCUCCUCUGCCAGAAUGCUGAGGAUUUCUCCUACUCCAGCACAUCCUUUAACCGGGAUGCUGUGAAAGCAGGAACCGGACGUCGCUUCCUCGGUGGGCUACUGGACCACACUUCCUAUUGCUACACCCUGGAGGUCUCCUUCUAUAGCUACAUCAUCGGAGGUACCACGGCCGCUGUGCCCUACACUGAGGAAGCCUAUAUGAAGCUGGGAAGGAACGUGGCGAGAACGUUUUUGGAUUAUUAUCGGCUGAACCCCCUGGUCGAGAAAGUGGCAAUUCCCAUGCCGAGGCUGCGGAAAGAAAAGCCCCCUCCCUACAAGCACCCACUCCUGCGGGGCCCAGCCAGGAACCACCCCAACGGCAAAGGGGACAAGAAGAGCUCCGUGAACCACAAAGACCCUUCAAACUCUUUUUAAGGACAUGGAGUCCAGGAGGUCUUGUGGAGGCAGGAGCAUGCAUUUUCUGCUGGGGCAUGAAAUUAAUCACCCUUCUCUAGUUUCCAAGUUAAAGGGUGUGGAAUAAUGAAUAAGCUAGCGAAGGGGAAGGAAAAAUGAGAAACCUCACUGUCAAUUUUCCCUUUCACCAAUGGAAAAUCAAUUGUGGGACUUCAGCUUAAGGCUCAGGAACAAAAUAGGAGGCUCAAACCCAGUGAGUACAGAUGCUAUUUUCCCCAGCACAGAGAUCCUCACAGCAAGAGGAAAAGCUACACGUCCCUUUUGAGAGGUUUGACACAUCUCAGGUCAGUGCUUCUGAAGCCCCGUUACCUUUUAAAGUUGUAUACCUACCACAGGUGGUUACCUUCUAGACCAGGUGAAGCCCCGUUACCUUUUAACGUUGUAUACCUACCACAGGUGGUUACCGUCUAGACCAGGUGAUGGUUGUUCACGGUUUUAGAAAGGCCCCGUCCAUACCUCCUGAUCCGAAACACCAUCAGUGACACCUACAACCCAAAGACAAAUAUGCCGUUGGGAACUGUAGGACAGAGUUGUUGAAAUCACAGGGGUCCGAGGCAUUUUGUCGUGGUGUCUCUGAGCUGCGUGCAUUCCCCAGUGACCUGGGUGCUUGAACUGAAACCGUAUUGGUCACUCAUUCCAAGAGGUCCGUCAUGGUUCAGAUCUCCAGAUCCUGGUGCCAGGGACCAAACCUGGCCCCUGAAGAGGUGGGUAUGGAUACUCUGCAAUAGGGGAAGGAUGACUGCCAGGUGAGGGAGAUGCAGAAGACAGGAGAAUGCCUCCCCCCGCCCCAGGCAGGGGGCUGAUAAAAUAAAACAGCCGCAGUGGGGCUAAAUAUUGUGCAUUUUUCUAAAGAGUAAAGUGCCUUUGUAUGAUGAAUGGGUCCAGAGGAGUCUGCUCCCUUCCUUUCCGUGAAGCGGGCAGGCUGAGUCACCAUGACAGCCUGCUAAUUAAAAUGACCUCCCGGAAAUGAGGAUUCGGAGAUCGGGAGAGGAAGGCAGGCUCAGGGGAGAUAGGGGCCUUUAGCAGAAAGCUCCAGUUAAGCAUUCUUUUGCGUUGGGAUGGGGGAUUUUUGUAGUUUGUUGCAAAAACUGAGAGCAAAGCUUGUUCUCCCUUUGCUUAUUGGUUUUCAGAAAUGAUAACAAAGAACCAUAUGUUAGUUGGCUACAAAUGUUGUGUUGUAUAUAUAGCUUCUCCUCUGGGUUCUUUUUGCCCAGAGGAACACAAAUA